UUAAUUUUAAUGAUCUGUCGAUUCAUCACUUCAAUGCUCAAUCAUCACAAUCAUCACAACCACCACAACCACCACAACCACCAUCUUCAUUAAUUCAUCAUCGCAUCGAUGAUUCUGCCCAUCAUAUUUUGAAUUCAUAUCAAUUUCGAUAUUUAUCAGCCUUAAACUCAAAUCAAACUCAAACUUCAACAAUGACGCUUGCUAAUCCAUAUGCUACUGCUACACCUACUCCUGAUAUAGUAGCUACUAAUAAUAUUUUUCAUACUACACCGUUAAGUUCAACUGGUUAUUGGGGAAUACCACCGCAUGCCGAUCUCGCACAAUGGACUUCUUUUAUGGAGGCACAACAAAACAAUAAUCAUUUUUCUGGUCAUACAUCAACAACCACUUCCGGUGAUGGUAGUCAUCACAGAGUUCAAAUUUCACAGCCCAAUCCUGACACGGUACCUUCACAACCAUAA
This is a messenger RNA of Ambispora leptoticha, 461 nucleotides long. The record is from the annotation of a GenBank genome assembly. NCBI's taxonomy places the organism in Eukaryota, Fungi, Glomeromycota, Glomeromycetes, Archaeosporales, Ambisporaceae.